UAGCCCUAUUACUCCAACACCACACUGUUGACCAUCAUCAACGGGCUGCCAAAGCUUUGACCUCGCGCAGACUUAACAACCGGUCGCUAUUACAAGGAGGCCAUAGCUGUUCUCGCCGUGAGCAUCGCGCUUCGAGGUUCUGUUUGAUUGCGACACUGUGGAGUGAUUGUGUACAUAGUUUCUGUUUUUGGAGCUCUGAAGACAUAGUCCGGCACUAUCGGCAAGACAAAGAGGUCUGAAACUGCACCUGGAGAAGAAGAAACUUUCAAAGGAAAUUAGGCAGCCCUCGCAAUUCCCCCAGCGGACAAAGCCCAAUUCUUGCCGAGCGAACCCAAACCAUCCGGACACUUGUUAUCUCCCAGCAGCCUCACUUUCCCUUCACAUCCACCUCACCUCCGGACAUCCCGCCAACAAACGCCCAACAUGUCCGACGACGAAAGCCAAGAGAGCCUCGACUACCUGCAAUCCAACUUCGAGCCCUCCACCCUCACCGUCCCCCGCCUCCGCUCCAUCCUCGUCUCCCACGACAUCCCCUACCCCUCCGGCGCGAAGAAACCCCAACUCAUCGAGAUCUUCACCGAUAAAGUCCUCCCCCAGUCCCGCAAGAUCCUCUCCGCCCGCGCCCGCGCACGCCGCACAAGCAAGGGGAUCACCAACGCAGAUCGCUACGAUGCAGGUGCCUUAGAAGAAGAUGACCAACCCAUCCUCCCCCCUCCAUCUGCCAGCCGGACUAAAUCCGCAAGGAAACCAUCGGCGAGGAUAAGAGAGGACACGCUCGACUCCGAGGAGCCACGCGCGAGAACGCGAUCGCGAUCACCCGUCAAACAAACCCCCCGCGUCACGAGCGCCAAGCACGCUCGCGCCGCAACAGAAGACUCCAGUGAGCCUGACACAAUCCGUCGCACAGUCCGCAAAACCCGCAAGAGCGAAGCACCUGUUGUCAAGUCCGAAGACCUGGAUGAAGAUUUCCCCCGCAAAGGCGCGGCAUUCAGCCACGAUAACCCCUUCCAAAGCGGCUCCUCCCCCAUCUCCUCCUCCCGCAGCUCCAGCGGCGAGAGACGCAGAAAGACACUCCACGAGACGCCUGCGAAGCGCAAGUCCAGCGCCACCACGCCCCGUCGUCGCACGGCUGAUAUCCCGCAAACCCGCGCGGAUGAUGGGAUUAUCCCGCCCUCCAGCGCGACGUUCGAACUCGCGCACGUGCCGAUGGAUCAUUCUAUCGACUUUGAUGAUAAUGCCGUCGAGACGAGCGAGGAGUUCACGCCGGAGGAGCAGCUGCAACUUGACACUGAGCGCGCUGCUGGCCGGGCAUCCGCACCCGUUGCGAGGCGGCCGAAGAAGAAAGCCUCGGGUGGUGGGUUUAAUGCCAAGGGUCCCCUAUGGGUAGUCUUCCUCACCAUGCUCGGCGGGUACGCAGCCUGGUACCGACAGGAGAAAUUGGCCGUCGGCUACUGUGGCGUCGGUCGCCCCGCUGCACCUAUCGUGUCUAGCAAACUCGAGCAUUUGCCAGAUUGGGCGCUUGCGCUGGCGGAACCGGAGUGUGAAGCCUGCCCACAACAUGCGUUUUGCUAUGAGAGGCUUGAGACGGCAUGUGAGCCCGAUUUCGUCCUGCGCCCCCACCCGCUUGCAUUAGGUGGUGUAGUCCCGCUACCGCCGACGUGCGAGCCGGAUGGGGAGAAGGUGAGGAGGAUUAAAGUCGUCGCGGACCGCGCGGUGGCGGAGUUGAGGCAGAGGAGGGCGAAGUUUGAGUGUGGUGCGAAAGAGGAGGGAGGGAGCGGGGAGGUGGUGAGGAAGCCGGAGAUUGGGGAGGAGGAGCUGAAGAAGAGGGUUAGUGAUAAGAGGAGGAGGGGGAUGGGACAGGCGGAGUUUGAGGAGUUGUGGGCUGGGGCGAUUGGGGAGAUUAUGGGGAGGGAGGAGGUGGAGGUUGUUAGGGAUGAACCAACCACCCCAGGACAUCCCCGCCUUUCGAGCAGCUCCCUCUCAGCGCUCCCUCUUUCCUGCGCCCUCCGCCGAUCCCUCAGACUCGCAGUGGCAAGACAUCGACUCCAAAUUGCAAUUCUUGCGCUAGUCGCAACUAUCCUCCUCUACGCCCGGUCGAAGUACUCGUCUUACCUAGCUAUCUCGGCGAAGAUCCCAGAACUUAUUUCGCUUACCCUUGAUCGCCUGGCGGAGCAGGCUGCGAGACAUAGUAUUGACCCCGCGGCGUGUCCGGAGGCGUAUAUCCCCAUCUCGCAACUGCGCGAUGAUGUACUCCGCGACGAACAUUCGCUGACGAAACGCGACGCCAUAUGGCAAAAAGUCCGGAACGUCGUCGAGAUGAACGCCAACGUGCGCUCGGCGCAAAGACAAGAUCGAAACGGCGAGAUCGCGAGGGUGUGGGAGUGGAUCGGUGCUGUUGCGGGACAGGUCGCGGAGAGGGAAAGGAGGAAGAGUGGACGGGUUAGCUGGGGAGAGUUUGGAGAGGCGAGUAGUCCGGUUAGUGGCACGGAUGGGGGGCCGGAGGUUGUGCAGCAGAGGUGGCAGGAGGGGCGGCCGAUUUAUUAGUUUGGGUUUGGAGGGGGUGUGAGAUAUUUGUAGGGGAUUUUUGUAUGUUUUUUUUUGUUCCUUUGUUGGUGGUUGACGACGGAAGGCGUUUAUGGGAGGGCUGGGUGGUUACUUGGACAUGACAGUUUCACCAUUAUGGCAGGUAUGCGAAGAGGGGGGAUGAAGUUAGUUAAUACCGCUAUUCAAUUACAUAUAUGUUAAAUUAAAU
Messenger RNA from Pseudogymnoascus verrucosus, 2752 nucleotides. RefSeq names its product inner nuclear membrane protein enriched at telomere/subtelomere region (gene SRC1). NCBI's taxonomy places the organism in Eukaryota, Fungi, Ascomycota, Leotiomycetes, Thelebolales, Thelebolaceae. Gene Ontology annotation, cellular component: nuclear inner membrane. The transcript is spliced from 2 exons. The record is from RefSeq and is a predicted model, not a curated record. Bases 424 to 2544 code for a protein of 706 amino acids. Gene Ontology annotation, molecular function: chromatin binding.